AUGGAGGCGGGCAGUCUGAGCGACAAUGCCGCUCGGGUUGUUCCUGUGGCUCCCCUGACCGGACCCGGUGUAUCAACAUUGACGGAUCCAAACACCGUCUCCAGUCCGGUGACCCCUUCUUUUACGAGCGUAUUCAGCUCAACACCUACCGUUGCUAAUGGCUGGUGGUCCUCAUUCUGGUCUGUAGACUCUACGUCAUGGGAUGGCGAUGGGUUUGGGACCACUGAUUUCGUUCUCACAUUGUAUCCGACCGAUUCAACCACCACUGAUUCUGCCGGGAUGGUGAACCCCCGGCCUUCAACAACAGUCACAGGGACACUGUCUGCAAGUAUUCCAAGUUCUACCUCCGUUGCCCAUGGAUCAGAGUCGCUCACUUCAUCGGGGUCUAUCGUCGUUUCGGCUCUUCCCUCCAACUCCAUGUCACCCGAUGCAUCAGCUGUUGCCGAGUCGUUGUCAUCUGAUAAGACAACCACUACUACGCUCACAACACGAGUUAAGACCACAUUGUAUGUGACAAAUGUCACCACGGCUCCCCGUUUGUCCGCUACGCCAGCAACUUCUAUGCGGAGCUGGAGCGGUUGGACAAUACCCAUCCACAGUUUGAGCCGUUCCUGGCCAGCUUGGUUGAAUUCCACUGCCUCACAAAGCAUCUCGACUGCUCACAAAAGUACCGCGGACUCGCUUUCGACGGCCUCGAGUGCGGCCCCAGAAUCUCUGCCUGAGGUCACAGUCACAGUCUAUGUCACACCACCUUUGCCGACAAGACCGUCAACCGCGACACUUAUCGUGACUGUAUUAGCCACAUCGACGAGGACAACUCUGGAUAGCUGGACUACAGAUUCAGAUGUGGCUCUAACGUCGGGCUCGAUGACCAUCAGUCCCAUCAGCCCCCACACGAGCGCCGUGUCCGUAGCCAGUGUUCAUACGCCGUCAUCCACCUUGUUGCCUGUCCGCAAUGCUACAAUUAGCCCCAAUGUCGAAUCGACUCUCUCUCUUCGGUUGCCCAGCAGAGUGUUCAUGUCGACAGAGACAAACGGGGUGGUCUACUCAUCCAGUGGCUAUAAAUCGGCGAACACCACCCACUACGUCAGCCUUCCGGAGCCCGUAACUACAACUUGCGUUCCGACGACUACAGUGACCUAUUAUAAUGCGCGAGGAAGUCCUACUCAAACCAUUCCCCAGUGUGAAACCGGUAUCGGCCCUGAUGUGACCCCGGGAUUCGGGUCCGCAAGUCUACACGUACAAGUAGACAACACUGCGACACCGCAUUUGACGACAACACCGUCCACUUCGCCACCAAAUGCAAGCCCGUUGCCGACAGCCCCUGCUGCGUUGCCGGUGUCUCCUGAGAACCCUGCUCCCACACGAGUGACCACGAGCCUUGACAGCUCUCUAGCGUGCAGCCUUGUUUUCGGCAAUUCCACGCCGCCAGGCUGCACCUUAUCGCGAGCUAUCACGAGCCACGCUCACGGAAUUGUUCCCGGCAGUGAGACUCCUCCUUCCCGACUAUGGCGAGACGGCAGUGAGCUUGAAAUCGCUGAACGCGUUUCUUCUCGCACUACUGCAGUCAAUCGAGAUCGGGAUGAUCGACCGCGGCGAACUCUGGUUGUUAAUAGGACCUUCCUGAGCGGCAGUGAGCCCGUUGGAGGACAGCGACCAAGCACCACACUGAUCACCGUGCCUCGAUCGAGCUAA
Molecule: messenger RNA, 1695 nt
Organism: Cladophialophora bantiana CBS 173.52
Lineage: Eukaryota; Fungi; Ascomycota; Eurotiomycetes; Chaetothyriales; Herpotrichiellaceae
Exons: 1
Coding region: 1-1695 (564 amino acids)
Source: RefSeq, a predicted model, not a curated record